AUGGCAUUCGCUCCUCCGCUGAGACCUCCACUUUCAGGACGAACCCGAACGAGAGAAGGGGACUUCCGCUGCACACGUCAUGGAGACAAGGAAAUGCGCUACCGAAUGACACUAUCCGGAGCGCCUGAUUCCAAGAGUGCAUCCGUCCCGAAUGAUGAAAGCAAGGUGAAGGACGACACGCCGCCUUCCUACUGUCGUUGCUGCGCGUCAGAAAUGGUCGAGCGAACUCCCCCAGGCGAUGAACGGGUGAGGAGCGUUUGUCCGAAAUGCAAUCACAUUGCAUAUGAAAAUCCGAAGGUCGUUGUCGGUUGUGUCCCGAUCUCAAAAGAUAGACGUCGCGUUCUACUCGCAAGACGGGCAAUUCCUCCUGUGGGGAAGUGGACCUUCCCACAAGGGUUUCUUGAGAAUGGCGAGACGGCAGAGCGCGGGGCAGCGAGAGAAGCAUGGGAAGAGGCUCGCGCAGAGCUAGACAUGAAUCCAAUUACGUUGCUGGCAGUGUAUAACGUCCUGCCAGCACAACAGGUUCAACUUCUCUACAGGUGCACCCUCCUCAACGAAGACACUGUGGCAGCUGGUUCUGAGUCUCUGGUCGUUCGCAUGUUUGCAUGGGAAGACAUUCCUUGGGACGAACUUGCGUUCCCCACCAUCAAGUGGGCUCUUGAAUACUCAUACCAGCAUCGAAAUAACGAGAUUACACAACCACAGCUGAAAUUCCGCUAAAGCUGUGACACAAACGUUACCGGUAGUAUCAAUUUUGACACAUCUCUUCUUGUCUUUCAUGAUUUUGUACGUCGAAGUAGUAUGGACAGAGAAAAAAUGCAUAAAAGAAAAAGUUGCCAA
Chondrus crispus (carragheen) is the source of this 840-nucleotide messenger RNA. RefSeq lists its product as hypothetical. The record is from RefSeq and is a predicted model, not a curated record. Lineage: Eukaryota; Rhodophyta; Florideophyceae; Gigartinales; Gigartinaceae. The transcript is spliced from 2 exons. The coding region runs from base 1 to 720 and encodes 239 amino acids.